Molecule: messenger RNA, 2960 nt
Organism: Orcinus orca (killer whale)
Lineage: Eukaryota; Metazoa; Chordata; Mammalia; Artiodactyla; Delphinidae
Gene: PCYOX1L
Product: prenylcysteine oxidase 1 like
Exons: 6
Coding region: 943-2661 (572 amino acids)
Biological process (GO): prenylated protein catabolic process; prenylcysteine catabolic process
Molecular function (GO): prenylcysteine oxidase activity
Source: RefSeq, a predicted model, not a curated record
CCAAUUAAAAUACUGCAAGAAUUAUAUUGUUAGCACAUAAGAGAACAUGGCACAAAGUGAUGGUGAAUGCUUGUUUUAAAAGAUAAUUUAAGGGAAUAUCUUGAGUCUGGAAAUGAACUUAAAAGGUUUUCCAUUCUAACACAAAUAUUGCCAAAAAGGUUUUCUUUUUAAUAUGAGAAAUGCAUGUUUAUUCAUCUACUGCUUUACUAGUAAUCUAGAUUGGCCCUGUUAAGACUCACAGAGCUGGUUGGAAACUCAGAUCUAUGCCCUUUUACUAUUCUCCGAGUCCCUUCCAUUUCUUCUGAGCCAUAAUCUGACUGAAUAAACAUGAAUUUUCAUUAUUUUAUCCUGAAACUCAUCCCCAAUUUUAUUUUCUGCUAGAGGAAAUCUGUCCUUCAUAGUGUGGUAAACUAGCCACAGUGAGCUGCUCUUGUUUUCUGAGAGGGUGAAAAUGGGAGCUUAUCCCUUCCUUCCUACCUUUCCUCCCCUAUGAAAGGAGAAUGGAUGAAACUCUUACCUUUUGUUUUUAAGUAGAAGGCAGAGACAUAAACUGUAUGUCAGAACUGCAAAUACACGUAGUAACUAACAGCAGUCUUGAAAGCAUCUGGCCUUGUUUCAGCAUACGCUGAAACAAGUAGCGUCUAGCCAUCCCGACUGCAUGACUGGUCAGCAAUUUCCAGCACUUGCAGACACUGCCAAGUGAUUUGACAUCCCCUAUCUCGCGUGAUUGCCACAACCACCUAGAAAGGCAGAGCAGGGAAACAGAACGAGACACAGACAAGGCACUCUACAGAGCCACUAACGCUCAGAGGUUGGAUUGGAACCGAGAUCGUCAAAGCUUCAAUUCUUUCCCUGCCGUCAAUCCCCCCGGAGCUGGGCCCUGGCCCUGAAGCCGAGCCCUCGAAACGCGCACACCUGCGCCGGAGCAGGACGAGCCAGCCAAUGAGGAAACCGAAUCCAGGAGGCGGGACGGAGAAGCUGCCAAUGACAGAGCCUGCCCCCAGAGAGAUGCGGCUAAUGAGGGCCUCCUGCCGGAGAGGGAAGGCUGAUUGUCCAAUGAGAGGCUGCGACCAGCGAGACUGGAAGGCGGAACAGCCAGUGAGGCGCCGGGCUGGGGCGGAGAGCCCAGCGCCAAACUGCGACUGCCCGAGUCCCGGCGUGCUGCCCCAGUCGCUGCCCGCCAUGGCCCGCGCUGCCCGGCUCUUCGCCUCGCUGGCCGCCCUCCUCGCCGCUGCCGCUAUAGGCGAUGCCCGGCCCAGCAAAAUCGCCGUGGUUGGAGCCGGAAUUGGGGGCUCUGCCGUGGCCCAUUUCCUCCAACAGCACUUCGGCCCCCGGGUGCAGAUCGACGUGUUUGAGAAGGGGACCGUGGGCGGCCGCCUGGCCACCAUCUCGGUCAACAAGCAGCACUACGAGAGCGGCGCCGCCUCCUUCCACUCCCUGAGCCUCCACAUGCAGGGCUUCGUCAAGCAGCUGGGGCUGCGGCACCGGCGUGAAGUGGGAGGGAGGAGUGCCAUCUUCAACGGGGAGGACUUUGUGCUGGAGGAGACUGACUGGUACCUGCUGAACCUCUUCCGCCUCUGGUGGCACUACGGCAUCAGCUUCCUGAGACUGCAGAUGUGGGUGGAGGAGGUCAUGGAGAAGUUCAUGAGGAUCUAUAAGUACCAGGCUCACGGUUACGCCUUCUCGGGUGUGGAGGAACUGCUCUACUCGCUGGGGGAAUCCGCCUUUGUCAACAUGACCCAGCGCUCCGUGGCCGAGUCCCUGCUCCAGGUGGGCGUCACACAGCGCUUUAUCGAUGAUGUCGUCUCCGCUGUCCUGCGGGCCAGCUACGGCCAGUCAGCAGCGAUGCCCGCCUUUGCCGGAGCCAUGUCGCUAGCCGGGGCCCAAGGCAGCCUGUGGUCUGUGGAGGGAGGCAACAAGCUGGUUUGUUCCGGUCUGCUGAAGCUCACCAAGGCCAACGUGAUCCACGCCACGGUCACCACUGUGACCCUGCAGCAAACAGAGGGGAAACCCUUGUACCACGUCAAGUAUGAGAAUGAGGUGGGAACAGGCUCUGACUACUACGACAUAGUGGUCAUCGCCACCCCCCUGCACCUGGACAACAGCAGUACCAUCACCUUUGAAGGCUUCGACCCGCCCAUCGAUGUCGUCCAGGGCUCCUUCCAGCCCACCGUCAUCUCCUUGGUCCAUGGCUACCUCAACUCUUCCUACUUCGGCUUCCCCGACCCUAAGCUUUUCCCCUUUGCCAGCAUCCUCACCACAGACUUCCCCAGCUUCUUCUGCGCCCUGGACAACAUGUGUCCCGUCAAUGUCUCGGCCAGCUUCCGGCGGAAGCAGCCUCAGGAGGCCGCCGUGUGGCGAGUCCGGUCCCCCCAGCCCCUCCUUCGCUCCCAGCUGAAGACCCUCUUUCGCUCCUACUACUCAGUGCAGACGGCCGAGUGGCAGGCCCACCCCGUCCACGGCCCCCGCAGCCCCCUCCCGCGGUUCGUGCUGCACGACCAGCUCUUCCUCCUCAACGCCCUGGAGUGGGCGGCCAGCUCCGUGGAGGUGACGGCAGUGGCUGCCAAGAACGUGGCCCUGCUGGCUUUCAACCGCUGGUACCAGGACCUAGACAAGAUUGACCAGAAGGAUUUGAUGCACAAGGUAAAGACGGAACUGUGAGGGCUCCGGGGAGAGCUGGAAACGUCCAGCCCCCGCUCAAGACGGAUCCCCCCCCACGCAGCGGCCCAGGUUUUACAAGCCACACUCACCCACAGAGCCCUUCUCUGACCCCUCGUGUGUGGAGCGUCUUUUCUCUCCAUCGUGGGUCCUGGUGACCAACUCUCUGCCUCUCCAUCUUAAGGAUUUUCACAGUGUUGCUUCUUUUGAAGGGGGAGAGUAAGAGCGGGGGAAGGACAUUCAAGCCAAUGUAUUCAUUUAUUUAUUUUUUCUAAGAAGAAAUAAAAAUCCAUCUUAAGCUG